Messenger RNA from Bactrocera latifrons, 2213 nucleotides. RefSeq names its product mucin-22. Bases 161 to 2071 code for a protein of 636 amino acids. The record is from RefSeq and is a predicted model, not a curated record. NCBI's taxonomy places the organism in Eukaryota, Metazoa, Arthropoda, Insecta, Diptera, Tephritidae. The transcript is spliced from 9 exons.
GGCGAAUACUCAUCGUGAGUGUUGUGUUUUCUUUACAUUUAAUAUUUACAUUUUUUAAAUUUUAGCCUUAAAAAGCACGUAACAACGAUUUGUGCUACGUGUGGAUCUGGUUCGAAGGAUACUUAGUAAAGGCUGUAAAUUAAAGCCAGCUGAAACAAAAAUGAGCCGGGCCCUCACGUUUCUCUUGGUCGCAUUAAUUAUUGCGACCUUAGCGCCAAGCGUUGUUGGACAAGCUAACAGCACAGCACAAAAUCCUGGAAAUAAUCAGACGAGUAUUCUGCAAUCAAUCAGUCAAACGAGGCUCGUGGAAAAUCUACUGGGAAUCUUAGCGAAUGUAGUCAAUAACUUAGGCGGCGCACAAACCACAACAAAUAACACAAACAGUGAGCAAACAUCAACUGAUUACGAUUAUUACGAUGACGUCGAGAAACCGGUACUAAGCGGAUGCUUAAAACUUCUUAGGGCAGCCACCACAGAUCCAAAGACUAGUGAGCCUGUUUUACUAGGAAAUAUUAUACGCACCUUACGCAAUUUACAGGGUAGUCUUCUUGGCGAUCAAACUGGUAACACUACUCAAAGUUCAGGUUUAUUGGAUCUGGAUGUUGUAGCAGAUUUGGUUGGUGACGGUAAGCAACAUAGCGAAACCAGUUCAAACUCCACAAACACUGAUCAUCUCGUAAGUGUCUGCCUGAAUCUUAUACUAGGCGAUAUACUCGACGUCCUAGGAGACGUAAUAAAAGGAUUUAAUGGCACUUUGCCAUGCCCACCGGAGUCUACACAAACCCAAACGACAUUGACAACACUAUUAACGACACCAAUGGACAAAACCACUAUUUCAACGUUAAUAUCGACUUUGCAAACUGCUUUGACCGAAGCUACGACCACUUUAACACCCGAAACCACAAUGCAAACCCCAUCACCUUCACCAACAUCUACCACCUCACAAUCAACAACUGAAACCACAACAAUGCCAUCAACAUUAACACCAAGAACUGAAUUUUCCACCACAACAACCAGUUCAGAAUCAACCAGCAAAUGUCCCACAUCACCAACAACCGAAACCUCUACCACUCCAACCACUGAAUCUUCCACUUCAACAUCAACAUUAACACCAACAACGGAAUUUUCCACCACACCAGCCAGUUCAAAAUCAACCAGCAAAUAUCCCACAACAACAACAACCGAAGCAUCUACCACUCCAACCACUAAAUCUUCCACAUUAACAUCAACAUUAACACCAACAACUGAAUCUCCCACCACACCAACCAGUUCAAAAUCAACCAGCAAAUAUCCCACAACACCAACAACCGAAGCAUCUACCACUCCAACCACUAAAUCUUCCACAUCAACAUCAACAUUAACACCAACAACUGAAUCUUCCACCACACCAACCAGUUCAGAAUCAACCAGCAAAUAUCCCACAACACCAACAACCGAAGCAUCCACCACUCCAACCACUAAAUCUUCCACAUCAACAUCAACAUUAACACCAACAACUGAAUCUUCCACCACACCAACCAGUUCAGAAUCAACUAGCAAAUAUCCCACAACACCAACAACCGAAGCAUCUACCACUCCAACCACUGAAUCUUCCACAUCACCAUCAACACCUACACCAACAACUGAACCUCCCUCCCUACCAACACUCCCUUCAACUAUAUUGUCUACCCUAAUUACGACGUCUAGAACAACUGAAGCGACAACGCAACCAACUACGGCAACUUCGACAAUAUUAACAACGCUUUCUACAACUCCAAGAGUGCCUACGACUUUGCCACCAAUAAUAUCAACUCUGUCAACGCGUGUACCUUGUGCGACGCAAACCACUAAUAAACCCAGUAAAACGACGACACCACCUACACCGAUGCCAUCACCACCUUUCGUGCCCAUGCCCAAUUUCAAUCCAUAUCCGUGGUUCUACCCAGUCUAUCCUUUCCCCUUCCCCGUCCUAUUUUUGGAUUGCUUCCAAGUACAUGACAACACUGCUGGAUUGCCAAAUGGCGCGACUCGUAUGCUUUGUGCACCGAGAUUAACGUUUCCACCAACAAAACAACUGGUAACCGCUAGAUAACCGAAAUGGGUAUUUUCUUCAACACUUAGAUUACUUACUUAAUGUUAUUAUAUAGUAUAGUGUAGUUUAAUGUAUAGUAAUUUUUUAUGCUCUUGGUUCUUGUCAUAGAUCCCAUGCAGGUGCGAUGAACUUCUAGUAUAAU